AUAAUCUAAUAACGCACGAUUCCGCAUAAUCGAUUCUGGCCUCACUGAACCAUGGCGUCGUCUGCGACUGCAGCAUCGGCGUCCGUGCGGAGACGGAACGUCGCCCUGAGUCUCUGCCUCCUCGCGCUGUGCCAGCAGCGCUGCCUGUGUGUAGACCAAGUGCCCGUGCUGCUGUGGUCGACGGAGAGUUCGCUGUGGAGCUCUGAGCCACCACCACACGUGGGUCACAUCGUGUCAGAGUCACAGCUGGAGCAGCAGUUCCUCAAACCAGUGCCUCGGAGUCAGCUCCUGCUGCUCUUCAUUCAGGACAAGCUGAGCGUUGACGACUUCACAAGAUUUGGUGCGUUUGCUAAAAGGAAUGAAAAUGCCUUCUCAAGUGUACAGACGGCACUCAAAUCGUCGCCAUCCUCGCUCGUGCUGCCCGCCGUCGACUGGCGGGCCGCCAGCGAGCUGGCCUCGAAGCUGAGCCAGCGCACGGACGGUGCCGUCACGGAGGUCAAGGACUUCCCUGUGCCGCCGGCGUCCCUGACUCGAGACAGUCCGGGGCUCACCGUCGUGCGUCUCCCAGCUACAGCAAGCGCAAGUGAGGAGGCACGUGGAAGGGCAUUGGCGAAAAAUGAUGACAUCAUUGGCCAGGUGAUGAAACUGCUUGAGAAAGGGGGCCAGUCCUUCACAGCCAUGUACACGGCAAGCCGGCCGUCCAAGGUGCCAACGGGCAACGACUGGGGACGGGAUGAGCUCGCGGCCGACUGGCAUGUCAACCGCCAGCUCCUGCAGGCGGCGACCAAGGCCCCGCCGGCGCCCGCCGGCUCCCAUGCGCCGCUCGUGGUGCAAAACGGCUCGCAGCCGUGCAUCUUAUUCUGGGCCCGCCGCCUCCUCGUCGGCUUUGGCGGCUCUGCCGCCGCCACGUACGACCUCACGAAUGCCACCUUCGUCUCGGGGCUGGUGAACAGCAACGCGUCGGCGUGCCACGCGGACAACUCGACGCUGGUCCUAUCUUACUCAAACUUGAGAAUCUCCAAUCUGCCGGUCACCAACUUGAACAUUGAAAUAACGCUUUCCCAGCGCCAUUACCCGGUGUCCAACCGGAACUGGAUGACGGUGGAGCAGCUGAUCGUGGAGGCUGUGAACGAGACGGCGGGCGGCACCAUGUCGUGGAACGCGACGGAGCAAUACGCUGUGCGUUGGGCGUCCAACCCCUCCGAGUUCUCCUACAGCUGUGGCGCCGUUGACUCGGAGCCCCGGCACAGUGGCAUGGUGCUCAUGGGCAGCUUCGGCCCGGAUGCCUCGCCCGCGGAACGCCAGAGGCAGAUCCACUUCUCCAUCGAGGGAUUCCAGAUCCAGGGCUCCGCGGCGAUGCGUAACGGCACAGCGUUCGCCUACGCCAGCGACUGCACCUCCUUCUUCACGCCCGCCAUCUGGAUGGGCCUCGUGUCGGGCUUCGUGCUGCUGCUCGUCCUCACCUAUGCCCUGCACAUGCUCUCCUCCAUCAAGACCAUGGACCGCUUCGACGACCCCAAGGCGCCCGGCCUCUCCAUCCCGCAGACGGAUUAACCGCUCGCUUGCGCGUGAGAGAGCGUCAACCCCCAGACCGCUUGCCGUUAUUACGACCCACCCACCCCCCUCCCCCACUCCCUCCCCCCUGUAAAAUGCGGCUGCUAAUUACACUCCCAAAGUUGCCGAAAUUUGAUUCGUGUUCAGUUGAUUGUUGUAUGGAUUCAAUUUGUAACAGGGAUGUAUAUAUGUGUAUACAGGGCGAUCCGUUUAUAGAUACUCGGCUGAUUAGUGAAAUGAUCCUCGUAAUUAUUUUCAGCACGUGAUGGGAUAUCGUGAAAGCGAUGUCUGCGUACCUUACAGGGAGGGGAGUUAAGAUUCAAUGCGUGUAUUGGUGAAAGAUGCGCAGACGCCUUGAAUUAAAUCGAACGUUUUCCCUUGUCUCAUUAUUUUGGUGGGGUAUCUAUACAUGGAUCACAUUGUAUAAUAAAGUGUUGAUUGUAGGGGGGGGGGAAGUCAAGUCUUUGAAAGAGUCUGUUUUGUUUGUCAGUCGGAAAAGACUGACCUUUGCGCAAAGGUUUCUGCAUUUAUUAACUCGGUCAUGCUCAAUUAACAUGGUGCCAUCAAUUUUGCUGUGAGCAUAAUCAGUGUAAUCCAGGUUGCGAGUAACACACGGGUGAAUAUUGCCUGGGUGUCGUCGUACUCUUGGGUGACCUGGCUCGAGUGUACGAGUCAAGCGUCUACUUUUGUCCGCUGUAGCAGCAGCAGCGUGGAAUCUGUCUCUUUGUGGGCCUGGUGUCGUUUGGAAUGGAAAACCGGACCAGAUUCUGAGGCCAGUGACCUGGAUGCUGAUUGGGACUCGCUGCUGUUGCCGCCACCGCCGCCCGCCCGCAUGCUUGCGAGGACAACCGGAGGUGGUCAAUUUGUAGUCCUUUUGACCUCAAUGCACUUCAGGUUUCAUUGUCAGCCCAUCAACGUGUGUGUGUGUGUGCGCAAUGAUGAAUUGACUGACUACAUUUUAUGAAUGGGAAAUACUGGUAGGUAGAUUUGAGCUGAGCAGUGAGGAGAGGAUGUAUGUAAACUAUUUAGAAGAUGAGUUAACGCGGCAUGCACGUUAUGUCGCGUAGGUGGUCCGCGUUAAUUGAGAAGGGCACAGCACGUGGCUCGGCACAGCACGUGGCUCGGCACAGCACGUCGCUCGGCACAGCACGUCGCUCGGCACACCCGUCCAAACAUUUGUGGUUGGAGGCAGCUGUGUCCCUCGUCCCCCACAAUGUCUCACCUAAAGAAACCUCGGCCACGGGUUUGCUGCUAGUACUUAAAAGUUAAAGUAGCAGUUUGGCUAUAAGAAAAGUUGUCCACAAAAUAACCAACAUUUCAUGUUUUAAACUUAUCGGAAAGCUGCAUGAAGAACAUUUAAAGCAUAUUACAAUUGCCUUGAUGAUGGGUGAUGCUUUUGUGAGAACCAGCGCGCAGCAUUGACAUGGUACAUUGUGUUAUAGGGCAAAGUGUUGAAUUGUCACUCGUUUUAAUUUAAAUGAACUCAUUAUUUGCUGUGUUGGCACACGCAAAUGCAGGAAAAACACCCCAUGACGUUUGGUGGUACGAGCAGAGUGCAAGACAGAGUCGACACUUUAAUUGGUCGUGCGAAUGGCUGGUGAACCGAAUUGGAGAGAUGUACAAUAUUGUGUUGAUUAAAUUAAUUUUUGCGUGCUUAUGGACCAAUCACUGUCUGCAAUUUACCUGGCAAAUUUCCUCCCCAAAAUGGCCAACCCGUCACUUCAAAAGUUGGAGUAAAAAAAAAACGUGACCCACUCACGUCAUCGUAAAGAUACAUUUACAGCAACAUCAGUGUACAACGCGUUGAAGGAAUAAUGCGGAUGUUGAAUAUGCCAUCUUAAAUUACGGGCCAAGUCCACUGCACUCAAACAUCAGUUGUAAACAACAUUCUGAAACAUCGCCCUCUGUUGGAAUGGUUUUUAACUGCAGUUCUAUUGAACUGUAGUAUUCAACUUGGCCAGCUAUAAUUACAAAAUCAAUUGCAUUGCCCAGGUGACACCACUGGCACUUACACAUACUAAACUACAUUGCUUACAAGGCGUAUGUGCCAGCAGCUUAGGAAAUAUUUUGUUUACAAUUGAAUGCCUCUUCCGCUGUUGUAUUGGGUAAAAUGUGUGCCUUUUGAACUGUCAGAAUGUGCCUGCAAAGACGCAACUUGCACGUAUGUUCCUUAGCGAGAUUUAUUAAAAUUUGCCACAUGCCGUUGUUUACUCCUUGGCAAUGAAUUGCCUUUUUUUCCUAAUCAAGAGUUUAAAUAAAUCCAACUGUAAAGGCAAAUAUGCCGAUAAAUUUCAGUUUUUUUUUACGCUGGCAAGUAAAUAUGUUUAAGCCAUUGUUGGCCCACUUAUAUAGAUGGGUGUGAAACGCAUAGUUAUUUUUGGAAAGGUGCCUUGAUAUAUUAAUCGAAAACCCUAACAAGCAAUAGAGAAAACACCUCAUUUGUGAUUGGUGGUGUGCCAAAUUCAUCGUAGGUCCCAUUUGAAAGCUGCAAAGACAAUUAAAAAAAAUCAUACCCUGAUAUUUAAUAAUUAUAAUAAAACAGAGAAUCGGCCUUGCCUUGUGAAUUUAUUUUCUCAUCUUGUGCUUAUGUCGCACGAUAAUAAUGCGAUAUUGUUAAUUUUGUUGUGUUUAAUUGUCAGUUUUUUGCUACGGGUUCCUGAUCUAUGCAGAUGCUGUGCUUUUACGGUCACUGUAGAAUGUGCUGUAGUUUAUAGGCAAACAAUUCUUCCCCAGUGGCUUUGGGGGAAAUACGUUUGUGCAUUUGUGUGACAUUGCAAUACUGCACUGUGUGUACACGGUUUAAACUGAUUAACACCAAAGGUGCGCUUUCACUGGGCAGAGCACUCUGUCUUGGCGCUUCCAGGCGGAAGUCAGCUCUUGUGUACCUAUGUUGAACUUCUUUCGCACCGUAUGUAGCCAACCACGCUGAUGGACGGUCCCUGGGCGUUUGGCGGGCAUUUCAGUUUGCUUGUUUCAAGAGUACGGUGAUUAUCUACAAAUCAGAUCUUGAAACAAUCUUGACACCGUCCACCUCAUGCUGUGCGUGGCAGCUCCGUGAGCGCCCUGUGGCGAGUUGUGGGCUAAAGGGUCGCUCAAUAGAAAAAGCGCUCCGAAGCAUUCCAGCCCAUUAAGCGCAACACCCCUUUCCCAGUAUUUGCAUAGCGUAGUGGCACAUAACGCAUUACCUAAUUGAAUACAACGUCGCCAACAGCCAGUGCACUAUUUGUGCGUGGCAGAACGGUCAGUUUCUAUACUUGUUCUCAUACCUGACGUUAAAAUAUCCGCCUAUACGUCAAGCCCCAUCGAGUCCAAGAUGUGACAUACCGUUCGCUAUAUGUAAUGAAAUCCUGAGUAUCCUCCACAUACACAUUGCUAUGAGUGAUAUUGCUGUAUUCGACUAUGUGAAAUUCAACUUUAAUUUCUAACAUUUCACUGUUCAAUCCAAACCCCAACAGCAGAUUUAAACAUACAUAUUUAUUGGCUUGCAAAUAUAACGUUUAGGCAGUUAUCAUUUGCGGAUUUUAAAACAAAAUAAUAUUUUUUUAUGCCUAAGAAUAACGUUUGCAGAUAUGAUUUCUUAAUUUCGCAUCACUGUACUACUGAUUAUGUCACUGUAACAUGUUGAUAAAUGUCCAAGAAUAUGUCUUCCUGUUUUACGUGUUUCCUGGUAAUUAUGUUGUCAAUGCCAUUUCUGUAUUGCUGAAUUGCCUCUUGUUUAAUCCAGGAUGAGUCGGAUAUAAUAAAAAUACAGGUUACAUGUGA
Molecule: messenger RNA, 5316 nt
Organism: Petromyzon marinus (sea lamprey)
Lineage: Eukaryota; Metazoa; Chordata; Hyperoartia; Petromyzontiformes; Petromyzontidae
Product: V-type proton ATPase subunit S1-like
Cellular component (GO): proton-transporting V-type ATPase complex
Molecular function (GO): ATPase activator activity
Source: RefSeq, a predicted model, not a curated record